AUGGAACCGGUCCAAGCUGGUUGGAACCGGUCUAGACCAUUUGAAACCGGUCUAGACCGUUUGGAACCAGUCCAAGCUGCUUGGAACGCGUCUAGACCGGUUGAAUUUGGUCCAGACCGGUUUGAACCAGUCCAAGCUGGUUGGAACCUGUCUAAACCAGUUGAAACCUGUUCAGACCGGUUGGAACCGGUUGAAGCCGGUUUGAACCGGUCCAAGCUGGUUGGAACCGGUCUAGACCGGUUGGAACCAGUCCAAGUUGCUGGAAAUGAGUCAAGACUGGUUGAAUCUGGUCUAGACCGGUUGGAACCGGUCCAGGAUGGUUGGAACCCCUCUAGACCGGUUGGAUAUGGUUCAGACUGGUUUUGCCAGUCCCAGCUGGUCUGA
Molecule: messenger RNA, 384 nt
Organism: Podarcis lilfordi (Lilford's wall lizard)
Lineage: Eukaryota; Metazoa; Chordata; Lepidosauria; Squamata; Lacertidae
Source: the annotation of a GenBank genome assembly